Messenger RNA from Pieris macdunnoughi, 210 nucleotides. The record is from the annotation of a GenBank genome assembly. Lineage: Eukaryota; Metazoa; Arthropoda; Insecta; Lepidoptera; Pieridae.
AUGCUCGAUCAAUCUCAAGAUUCAGACGUCGUUGAAGAUGAUUUUAAUAAACCGGUGGAAUCCAUAAUGCGAUGCGAGGAUUUCAAAAGUAAUUUUGCUAGAAAGCUAUCCAAUCGGUACAUUUCCUGGACUCCAGGUGUGAAAUCCAAGGAUUCUGCCCUAAAAUUAUGCCAAACUGACACACAGAAACCAAAAAUAAAUGUAAGUUAA